Messenger RNA from Chrysoperla carnea, 491 nucleotides. RefSeq lists its product as uncharacterized. Bases 43 to 366 code for a protein of 107 amino acids. The transcript is spliced from 3 exons. The record is from RefSeq and is a predicted model, not a curated record. Lineage: Eukaryota; Metazoa; Arthropoda; Insecta; Neuroptera; Chrysopidae.
GAAAAGUAUUAAUUUAUAUUUAAUAUAAUUAGUUACAUUGAAAUGUUUGAGAAAUGGGUUCCAUCGUUCCCAAUACGACAACCAGAUCAAAUUGUCUCUAUCAAAGUAAAAAUGAACAGUUUUUCCCCAUCAUAUGAGCGUGAAAAACAGAUAAAAAUAAAUUGGCUCUUAUCAAAUGAAUAUCAACGUAUUUGGUUCUCAGAAAAAGCAAAAUAUGAUUUAUUGAAUUAUCCAAUAAAAGAUACAAAACGCCAACGAAUGGAAAAUUCUAGUCCACCUUUUGUAAUGAAAAAACGACCAACAAUAACUGGAAAAGUAAUGGUAAAUAGAACAAGACCUCCGUAUCGUCCAGAAUUGAAUGACUAACUGUUAAAUGAAGUAAAUAGUUUUUUUUUGUAUUAUUUGUUGUUCGUUAAAAUCAGUUUUUUUAAAAAUAAGUUUUACUUCGAUUUAUGACAAUUUGUGCAAAUGAUCUUAAUAAAUUCAUUGAA